AUGGAAUCAGUCCUUUUGAUGAUUUUGCUGAUUGUGAUUAUAUUCAUACGAUUCGUUUUAUGGUCCUGCCUUAGUGCUUAUAUAGAUUACAAACUGUCCCAAAGGUUUCCUGACAAGAGAAAAGAGGACUAAGAUACUUCAAAAGGCUUGUUUGGAUUUGAACUGGCAAUGGGGACAACUGGACAAGGUAAAUGGAGCUAGAGCAGAUUUUACUUUGGGUUCUGAUGAGAGAGAAAUGACCUGCUGAGACUGCAAUUGACUGAAGAGUUUUCAGAAGGACUCAUGCUGACAGAGAGGGGGGGAAAUCCAACAACUGAUUGAGUCAAAUGACUUCCUAUCAGACUAGAGCAAGAAUUUGUUGUUGGGAACAGACUUGUGGACUUUUGCCAAUGAAAUGAUCUGGACAAGCUAGAAGGAAUCUUGUUGGGCAGUCCAAGACUGCCAGUGGCCCAGUCUUGAUACAUGAAAUGCGAUGGCUUAUUGCCUGCUGGACAAACUGCUGAUCUGCACGUUAAGAUGUCAGCUGUACAGCCUGCCUGGAUGCAACAACUGACUGCACCUGAACGAACACGAAGAUUACUGGCCCAGCUUAGGAUCUGUGUCUAAGGAAGCAGAUUUACAGAGUGGAGUUUUACGUGAUUGACUGCCUUGUUGCUAAAUUCUUCUUGUGGUUCAUCCCGGUCAGUCGGAUCAGAAACUGGAUGUUUUUAGCUGUCUAU
Messenger RNA from Cygnus olor (mute swan), 719 nucleotides. It is a transcript of the gene SMIM38, whose product is annotated as small integral membrane protein 38. Lineage: Eukaryota; Metazoa; Chordata; Aves; Anseriformes; Anatidae. The transcript has a single exon. The record is from RefSeq and is a predicted model, not a curated record. The coding region runs from base 1 to 132 and encodes 43 amino acids.